Aureococcus anophagefferens is the source of this 1974-nucleotide messenger RNA. RefSeq lists its product as hypothetical. Gene Ontology annotation, molecular function: serine-type endopeptidase activity. NCBI's taxonomy places the organism in Eukaryota, Pelagophyceae, Pelagomonadales, Pelagomonadaceae. The transcript has 4 exons. Gene Ontology annotation, biological process: proteolysis. The record is from RefSeq and is a predicted model, not a curated record. The coding region runs from base 1 to 1974 and encodes 657 amino acids.
AUGGACCCGCCCGCGACGCUCGUCGACAACUACUUCUGGCUCCGCGACGACAGCCGCACGGACGAGACGAUCCUCGCGCACCUCCGCGCGGAGAACGCGUUUACGGAGGCGGCGACGGGCCACCUCGCCGCCUUCCGCGCGAAGCUCUACGACGAGCUGCUGAGCCGCGUGCAGGAGGACGACGACACGCCGCCCUACAAGCUCGGCGACUGGCUCUACUUCUCGCGCACGGUCAAGGGCCUGAGCUACCGCCAGUACCUCCGGCGGCCCGUCGGCGGCGGCCCCGACGAGCUCUACCUCGACGUCAACGAGGUCGCCAAGACGCUGCCGAACCCGAAGCAGUGCGACGUCCACGAGGUCGAGGUGUCGCCCGACGGCUCCCAGGUCGCCUUCGCCGUCGACGGCACGGGCUACGAGACCUACGACGUCGUCGUGCGGCAGCUGACGAACGACGGCGCCGACGAGACGAUCGCGAAGACCCUCGGCGGCAUCGCCUGGGCGAGCGAAAAAGAGUUCUACUACGUCACGGAGGACGCGGCCCACCGGCCCUACCGCGUCUGGAAGCACGUGCUGGGCACGCCCCAGGCCGACGACGCGCUCGUCUUCGAGGAGCCCGACGAGAUGUUCAACGUCGGCUGCUGGCGCGACGCGGACGGCUCGACGAUCUUCAUCGAGUCCGAGUCCAAGGAGACGACGGAGCUGCGCUUCAUCUCGCUAGAAGACGGCGGCGGCGCGCCGACGGUCGUGCGGCCGCGCGAGUUCGGCGUCCGCUACGACGCGGCGUCGCACGCGCCGUCGAACUCGCUGAUCCUCACGUCGAACGCGUCCAAGGACGCCCCGGGGACCUGGGCGCUCCUGAGCGACGGCGCGGGCGCCGCCGUGCUCCCGCACGACGAGUCGCGGAGCCUGGGCGCGCCGCGCGCGUUCAAGGACUUCGUCGCCGUCCGCGGCCGCGAGGACGGUUUCACGCAGAUCUGGACCUUCGACGCCGACGCGUUCACCGCGUCCCUCGGCGCGAACGCGGAGUUCGACAACGGCGGCGUCCUCCGCGUCCGCUACGGGUCCGUGACGACGCCGUCGUCGACGCUCGACUACGACGUCGCGUCGACGGCGUUUACAACCGUAAAAGUCCAGCCCGUGCCCAACUACGACGAGGCCCUCUACGCCACGGAGCGCGUCGAGGUCCCGAGCCGCGACGGGACGACGAAGAUCCCCGUGACGCUGCUCUGGCGCAAGGACAAGCGGGUCGCGGGCGAGCCCAUGCCCACGCACCUCUACGGCUACGGCUCCUACGGCAUCUGCAUGGACCCGUCCUUCUCGUCGUCGCGCUUCGCGCUCGUGGACCGGGGCAUCUGCUACGCGAUCGCGCACGUCCGCGGCGGCGGCGAGAUGGGCCACAACCUGUGGUACGAGCAGCAGGGCAAGUACCUCGCGAAGAAGAACACGUUCUUCGACUUCGUCGACGUCGCGGCGCACCUCAAGGCGACGGGCGUGGCGUCCGAGAUGAGCUGCGAGGGCCGGUCCGCGGGCGGGCUCCUCGUGGGCAACGCGGUGAACCUGGCGCCGGACGCGUUCUGCGCGUGCGUCGCGGGCGUGCCCUUCGUCGACCUCAUGGUCACCAUGUGCGACCCGUCGAUCCCGCUGACGACGGAGGAGUGGGAGGAGUGGGGCAACCCGAACAACGCCAAGUACUUCCAGUACAUGCUCGAGUACUCGCCCAUCGACAACGUCGCGCCGGGCGUCACGUACCCGAAGAUGCUCCUCGUCUCCGGCCUCAACGACCCGCGCGUCGCCUACUGGGAGCCGGCGAAGUGGGCCCAGGUCCUCCGCCACGACGUCGCGAACCCGGACGACGUCCUCCUCAAGAUGGACAUGGCCGCGGGCCACUUCUCCGCCGCGGACCGCUACCGCUACCUCCGCGAGCUCGCCUUCGACUACGCCUGGCUCCUCGACGUCUUCGGCAAGGCCGAGUAG